Messenger RNA from Trichoderma virens Gv29-8, 2119 nucleotides. RefSeq lists its product as uncharacterized. Lineage: Eukaryota; Fungi; Ascomycota; Sordariomycetes; Hypocreales; Hypocreaceae. The transcript is spliced from 5 exons. The record is from RefSeq and is a predicted model, not a curated record. Gene Ontology annotation, cellular component: cytoplasm; cytosol. The coding region runs from base 133 to 2073 and encodes 646 amino acids. Gene Ontology annotation, biological process: translation; glutaminyl-tRNA aminoacylation. Gene Ontology annotation, molecular function: ATP binding; glutamine-tRNA ligase activity.
CAAUCACAGCCCUGAGUCAUCAGCAAGCAUAGACAAAAACAACUAAAACGCAGCUCGAUCUCCCUCUCUCUACUCUUCGAACCACGGCAUACCAGAUACCCAGAUUGUCUACGAUACAGCGAAACCUUCACCAUGGCUGACGCGGUCGCCGAAGCGGUGGCCAAGCUCGUGCUUGACGACGAGACGGGCGAAAUGGUCACCAAGAACGAGCUCAAGAAGCGCAUCCAGAAGCGAGCCAGGAAGGCCGCUGCAGCAGCAAAUCGCAGCAACGCCCAGCAGGAGAAGGGCAACAAGCCGGCGGCAAACAAGCCUGCUGCCAAGCCCGAGGAGCGCGUGAUUGAUCCGGACGCCAUGUUCAAGCAGGGAUUCCUUGGCGACGUUUUCAAGCUGCGACCUGAAGAGUCGGUGGUGACGCGAUUCCCUCCCGAACCGAAUGGAUACCUCCAUCUUGGUCAUGCCAAGGCAAUUGCUGUCAACUUUGGCUUUGCCAAGUAUCACGGCGGUAGAACUCAACAACAACUUGAUGGACAAAUCAACUACAUUCCCACUGACGUAGCCGAUUCUAGAUUCGACGACACGAAUCCCGAUGCUGAGAAGGGAGAAUACUUCGUCGCCAUCGAGGACACAAUCCGAUGGCUGGGGUUCACUCCCAGUGAAAUCACCUAUGCUUCCGACAACUACCAGCGCAUGUACGAUCUUGCCGAGGAAUUGAUCAAGAUGGAGAAGGCCUACGUGUGCCAUUGCGACGAUGUCGAGACCAAGAAACAGCGCGGUGGCGAGGACGGCUUGUUCCCAAGAUAUCGAUGCGAGCAUGCGAAGCAAGACGUUGAGACCAACCUCAAGAAGUUCCGUGGCAUGCGAGAUGGAGAAUACGCCCCGAGGAGCGCUUGGCUUCGCAUGAAGCAGGAUAUUGAGAACAACCCGAACCCUCAGAUGUGGGAUCUCGCCGCCUACCGAAUCCCCAAGGACCAGGAGCCUCACUUCCGCACAGGCACCAAGUGGCGGAUAUACCCUACCUACGAUUUCGCACACUGCCUAUGCGACAGCUUUGAGGGAAUCACACACAGUCUGUGUACCACCGAGUUCAUCAUGUCACGAGAGAGUUACGAGUGGCUAAACAAGCUCCUGGUGGAGUUCCAGCCCAUGCAGCGCGAGUACGGCCGCUUGAACCUCAGUGGAACAAUCAUGAGCAAGAGAGGCCUGAGAACAUUGAUUGAGAACAACGUUGUUCGUGGAUGGGACGACCCUCGUUUGUAUACCAUCAAAGGCAUCCGACGACGAGGCAUCCCCCCGGGUGCGCUCCUUUCCUUCAUCUAUGAGCUUGGUGUCACCACCUCCAUCACCCAGGUCAGCAUCAAACGCUUUGAGCAGUCUAUCCGCGUGUAUCUCGAAAAGACUGUUCCCCGCCUCAUGCUUGUCCUGGACCCUGUCCCGGUAGUAAUCGAAGAUGGCGAAGAGCAAGACCUCGAUAUUCCCUUCUCUCCCAAAGACCCCAAGCUGGGAUCCCACACCAUUCGCCUCACCAAGACCGUCUACAUCGACCGCUCAGAUUUCCGCGAGGUUGACAGCAAAGACUACUUCCGCCUCGCCCCAGGCAAGACUGUUGGUCUUUUGAACGUGCCUUACCCCAUCAAGGCUGUCUCCUUCACCAAGGACGAAACCACGGGCGCGAUUAAGGAGAUCAAGGCCGUUUACGACAAGGAGGGCAAGAAGCCCAAGACUUAUAUCCAGUGGGUACCCGAAGGCUCGCUCCCCGCCGAAGUGCGCAUCCAUGAGGCCCUCUUCAAGUCAGACAGCCCUGGCUCCGCUCCUGGAGGACUCUUGAGCGAUGUCAACCCUAACAGCGAGACCAUCUGGCCAAACGCAUUGAUUGAGACUGGCUUCCAUGAGGUGAAGCGACGCGCACCGUGGCCUGAGGCCGAGGGUGAGAAGACGGGCGAGUUCCACCCUGAGACUGUUCGAUUCCAGGCCAUGCGUGUUGCUUAUUUCGCUCUUGAUUCAGACAGCACUGACGAAAAGAUUGUGCUUAACCGUAUUGUGCCGUUGAAGGAGGAUUCCGGCAAGAGCAGCUAGAUUUGUAGAAAGUGAUAUCCAUCAAAUAAAUCACUGUAUCAAAGCG